This is a messenger RNA of Coregonus sp. 'balchen', 2702 nucleotides long. NCBI's taxonomy places the organism in Eukaryota, Metazoa, Chordata, Actinopteri, Salmoniformes, Salmonidae. The record is from the annotation of a GenBank genome assembly.
AUGGCUUGGCAUUCCCAGAGAGGUCAGGGGAAGCAGUCUGGGGGAUGGUCUCAAAGAAAGUACGUGCCCAGGAGGCCCCUGGUCCAAAGCAACCUGUCUGUCUGUGGGGAGAAUGAUGUGGACCAGCUACUAGACCUCCUUUCUACUCUCAACGAAGACAGGCCUCCCUACUUAAGUGUCUCUGAUGAGGUUCUGGACAGACACACUGACUUAACAGAAAGUGGUCCCACUUGGAGUGCCAAGCUUGGGAAGUUGGCCUAUCAGGGAAGUGAGGAGAAAGAAUCAGAGGCCAAUUUGACUGACAGGGAUAUCAGUGUUCCUAUUAGGUUACAAGGGGGUGCAUCAUUGAGCUCUGGUCAUCCUUAUGGCUCAAUAGUGGGUCGAGGUGAUGGUGGCAAGUGUGUCGAUUGGGUUGGGAAAUGGGGCAGGCGACGUCAACAGCAAGAGGAGAGAGAAUGUGUCUCUUUUGUCCAAAAAUGCAACAGCGGUUCUAACUUUCCCGGAGAUGCUCCUUUCUACCCUGAAGUCCCCGACUUGCUAGACAGGCGUCAGAGGGAACCUAUCGAAGUCCACAAUGUAAAGCCUGCCUGUCCGAAGCAGAAUGAAAACUUGUCAACAUUCCAGGAUCUACUAGAGUCCUCCUGGACAUCUGCGAGCUUGCAUAGGUCUAUGUUGGACCUGGAGAUCGGCUUAUCAUUUGUGGAUCUAGGCCUACUCCCCCAGGCACUGAAUACAUCUGGAGACUUUGCCUUAUCUCCUGUGAAUCUUGAAUCUCCUUUAGAUAACACAUCUCAUGGCCCUAAGCCCUCUAUCUCUUGCAGUGCAAAAAUGUCAUGCUCCAUCAUCCACUGUCACAAAGCGGGCAGAAGGUGUUCUACCAGCAAGGAUGGUUCCUCAACAAGUCCAUAUAAGGCCAACAGGGAAACCGAGUUCUCCGAACUCCAUUCUCGUAGCGAAAUCGCAAAGAAUGCUGGACAACAAUCAACAAACAUCCAUUCUGCUAGUGUAUUAGUGAAGGCACACAUUGAACCAGGGAGGAAAGCUGAAAGAAAGGCAGAAAAGAAGACUGAUGUUUUUGCGUCGGCCAUGUGUGGCUCAGAUUUCCCAAGUAAUGAGUACUUUUUACCUGCAAGCCUCUCUCAGUAUAGCUUCAGCGGUAGACAGAACAGCACAGAGGUGGCGUACCCUGAGCAUAAUACCAAAUGGUCCAAUGAACUCUCAGGUCAAGCUAAGUCAUGUUCAGUGGACACUGUGCAUAGUUUUUACCCUACUCUAAAAGGGGUGGAGGAUUUGUUUGAGGUGCCUAGAGUCAAAACAAGUAAUCCAGCUGUGUCACAUUCUCUCUUGUGGGAAGAAAGACUUGCAAUCAAGGAGAAUUUGGCUCAACUGACCCUUGCGGACAUAGAGGGGGCAGCUCACCUGAAGAGAAGCACUCCGAAUGUGCCAAGCCAAGACAACAGAGAUGGCUAUGGAGGCACAGAGAGAGGCCCUAACAGAAGAACUCCUGGGUCAACUACUCCUGAAAGGCAAUGUCAGAUUGACCCAUUAGUUCAAACACACACAGGCACAUCGGUAACAUUGCAUAUGUUGACAGGAGAUGCCAGUGGUGAAUUUCUUGGUGAAAGAGCUCUGUCUGCAGUUCAUCAGUCCUUGCCUAUGGUAUGUUGACACACUUAAGCACCUUUGCUGAGUGUGUGUGUGCAUGUGCAUGUGUAUGUCUAUUUAUAUGGGUGUGAGUGUGCAUACAUGCAUGAGUGUGUGUCAUUACAGGCUGGCUGCGUCCAGUGUGUGUGUGGUGUAACAUAAGAACAUGGCCCUGGGCACUCUAACACCUUUCUUUUGUUUGGGCAGCCUAUUGACGCAGUAGAGAUUCAUAGCCCCAGUCUUGUGGAGACAAUAGAGGACAGGUAAAGAGGAUUAUGGGACUCCGUAGGUCAAAUAUCUGCAAAAAUAACAAGUCACUAGCGAUCACUCAGACACCUAACACAAAAUAUUGGGUGAAAAAAAGCACACAAAAAAACAUUGAGGUGCAGGACAGGUGUCAAUUCCAUUUGAACUCUGCCUAUUUAGGACGGCAAUGUAAAUUUAACGUUUUGGAAAAAAAUGAACAACCAGCCAAACUUUGUAGAAAGAAUUAAACCCAACCCUGUUACUUUUGGUGAACAUCUGUUCAACAGCAACACCUCUCAAGUGUAUAGGUAUUGUGUGGAGGUGGGGGAUGCAUUGUGGUAUUGUGAUGUUUGUACCUCUUAACUGCUCCUGAGGGUUGUGUCUAAUAAACUUGUAUGGAAUGUACUUGUAGCAGGUGGCUGGCGCUCUACAGAUUCAGAUUGCAGUUGCGCUGCUUCAGGACAUGGGACCAGCAGUGGAAGUCACACACAUGGGCCAGACUCCAGCACCGGAGACGCUUACUGAGGACCGGCCUCUCUGCCCUGAGGUGGGCUGUGGUGAUCCGCCGUGCCCAGACGGACACCCUUGCCAGGAGGACGGACGCCCUGACCCUCGCCCACUGUUUCCAUCGGGUCAGCAGUGAUAUUCAGCCUGGGUGCCAGUCUGUCUCUGCUCUCUUGCCAACUCCUUCAAUUGUAUUACAAUUCCAUAAGGAGUUGGCAAGAGAGCAGAAGCAGACUGGCACCCAGACAAUUCUUACUAGGGCCAGAGGGUUUUCCCCACCAUGUAACCUAAUCAGGAAAAACUCCUAG